Trichoplax adhaerens is the source of this 1143-nucleotide messenger RNA. RefSeq lists its product as uncharacterized. Gene Ontology annotation, cellular component: membrane. Gene Ontology annotation, molecular function: G protein-coupled receptor activity. The record is from RefSeq and is a predicted model, not a curated record. The transcript has a single exon. Gene Ontology annotation, biological process: G protein-coupled receptor signaling pathway. Bases 1 to 1143 code for a protein of 380 amino acids. Lineage: Eukaryota; Metazoa; Placozoa; Uniplacotomia; Trichoplacea; Trichoplacidae.
AUGGAUUCUAUCAAUUCAACGCAAUCUUCAUUGCCAUAUUAUUCAUCAACCAACUAUCUGGCUAUUGUUAUUUUAAUUUUGUUAGCCAUUGCCUGCAUAUUAGGCAAUUUAUUAUCUAUUAUAGUUAUCUAUCGCAAUAAGAAUAUGCAUGAUCCGUCUGGCUUACUGAUGGCCAACUUAGCCACUGCUGAUUUAUGCAUCGGAUUAAUAUUUAUGACUACGACCGUUGUAUACACAUGGAAAAAGUCUUAUAUGUUUAACGAGUUAAGUUGUGCAAUGCGUGCAUAUCUUAUUACUGUUAUAGUCACUGUCUCGCAAUUUACUGCCGCUUAUAUUGCCAUAGAUCGCUGUAUCUAUGUCUGUAAGCCAUUGCAUUAUCCAAUGUGGAUUACAAAAUGGAAAAUGGGAUCCCUUAUUAUAUUUACAUGGAUAUUAGCAAGUUUAUUUGGUUCUAUUCCGUUAAUGCAGUUGGAACAAUAUGGCCUCGGUCGUUAUACCUAUGUCAGUUAUAUGUAUUCAUGCUGGCUAGAUAUAAAAAAAUUUCAACAAAAUGGCAGCAUCUUAUUAUUGCUAUUUAAUACUUUUAUUGGACUCUUGCUUAUCGUUUCAAUAUGUUACAUUAUUAUCCUGUAUAAAGCUAAAAAAGUACAUACCACUAUUCAGCCAUUUAGAAGGCAAUUCAAUAUACGGCAGCAACUACCGACACGAAUGGUUAAGCUAUCAUGGAUUAAUAAGCCUACUAAAACGUCGGUUAUACUCGUUGGUGUUUAUUUGAUUUGUGCAGCGCCAACAGCUAUAUUUGGUAUAACUAUGACAUUAAAUUUUGAAUAUUAUAAUGUUAGUGAUGCUUACUAUCGCGUUCUACUUUAUUGGUGUAUGUACGCUAACGCCUUAGCCAAUCCAUUUAUCUUUGGAUUUUCACAUCGAGAUUUCCGUCAGACAUAUCGAUCGUUGUGUUGUAAAAAUCCUAUGCGAUACAUAAUGCAAUUUCUACCGGUUAAGAAGCAGCCACCCAGUGGAAGUUUAUCGUUUACGAUUGUGCGAUCAUCCGAUAGUAACCAUCAUAGUAUAUCGCAUUAUCCAGCAAGCCGCUCAAUGAGAGUGAACGCUGCUGGGGGGAAAAAUUUAUUUCUUGACUUUUAA